Metarhizium brunneum ARSEF 3297 is the source of this 351-nucleotide messenger RNA. RefSeq lists its product as uncharacterized. NCBI's taxonomy places the organism in Eukaryota, Fungi, Ascomycota, Sordariomycetes, Hypocreales, Clavicipitaceae. The record is from RefSeq and is a predicted model, not a curated record.
AUGCUGCGGAGCGGCAGCGGACCGACUACGGCAGGUCUCGCGGGGAUUUACACCGCGGCAACGAGGGACCUCAUCCGGGGCGAGGCAUCUCUAGCCGCCUUGUCGAGCUGCAUCUACCCGCUUCACUGGAGGAAACACCUUCCGUACUGGGUGCCGGACUACAGCGUCGCGGUGGCGAACCCUGUCCCCCGCAGCUUUUGCGCGGACAGGGCGCUGGAGUACGUCCCGCCCGAGACGACGCCCGACGACGCGACGAGCAGCCUGCUCCGUGUACGGGGGUACUUUAUCGGCCGCGCCUCGGCCGUCGGCGGGCGUUCUGGCACGAGGGCCCAACGAGAAGCUCGCGUUUGA